UGUCUCUGGUUUUAAAAGGAGUUAUAAGAUCACAGGAGCCUGUGGCUGAACUCUCUCUGGACCUCAUACUGACGGACAACACUCAUCUCGGCAAAAACAAUUCUGAUUUAUCUAACAUUUUUUUCAUCCACCAUCAUCAUGGCUGAAUCUGGUUUCCCUUUACCACCAGAGAAUUACUGUCCCCUAUGUGCAGACUCACUGAGAGACCCGGUCACCAUCCCUUGUGGUGAUACCUACUGCCUGGAGUGCAUCAAGAUCUACUGGGACCAGUUUGACCACAUGGGUGUGUACACCUGUCCACAGUGCCGCGCAACCUUCACACCACGGCCAGUGCUGAGACGCAAUCUACCCGAUGUGAACCAUGAGCCACGGCGGCAGCUUCCAGAGCUCACUCCUUUCCCGUACAUGCACCGGGAAUCCUUCUGUGACUUCUGUGUCGGCCGUCGCAACAGAGCUGUCAAAUCGUGCCUCAUGUGCUUGGCCUAUUACUGUGAAACACACGUCAAGCCACAUUACGAGUCGUCCACCUUCAAGAGACACAAGCUGGUGGAUGAGACGGGCCACCUGGACAGGAAGAUCUGCCCCCAGCAUGAGAAAGGCCUGGAGCUGUUCUGUCGCUCUGACCAGAUGUGCAUCUGUGUGCUAUGUACAGUCAGAGAGCACCGCAGCCACAACAUUACCUCAGCAGAAGAAGAACGCAUUGAAAAACAAAAAGUCUUGGUGGUCACUCAGUCUGAAGUCCAGUACAUCAUUCAGGAGAGGAUGAAGGAGCUGCAGGAGCUCAAACAUAAUGUGGAUGUUCUAAAAAGUUGUGCCCAGCGAGCACAGGCAGAAAGCGAUAAGACAUUCCACGAAAUGCUGCAAGCGGUGGAACGCUGGAAGGCUGAAAUCAAUCAGAUGAUAAUGGCCAACAUGCAGGCAGCGAUGUCACAGGCUGACGGCUAUGUAGACCGUCUGGAGCAGGAGAUACUGGAAUUGCAACGCAGAGAUGCAGAGCUACGACAGAUUCUGGAAACAGAGGACAACAUUCACUUCCUGCAGAAUUUUCCAACCCUGUGUGUUCCUCCUGAGGCCAUGGUGCCCAAAGUGCUCAUCAACCCUCAGUUCUCCUUUGGAGAGAUGAGUAAGACCGCCACAGAGAUGAAAGAAAAUCUGGACGACAUCUGUAAGAAGGAACUGAGCAAAAUCUCUAAGACAGUUAGUGAAACCCCUGUGUACAUACUUUUGCCAAGGAAUGGAGACAAACGACUUAAAGUUCCUUCGAGAGUUGAUUUUCAGGAGCCAAAAACCAGGACUGACUUCUUAAGAUACUCCUGCAAGAUGUCCUUUGAUCCAAACACAGUCUAUAAAGAGCUGGUCCUGUCAGACGGGAACCAGAGGGUCACAAGGAAGAAAACAAUCCAGUUUUAUCCAGAUCAUCCAGAACGUUUUGAUGGCUUCUCCCAGGCACUGUGCAAGGAGCCUCUGACUGGUUUUAGGUUUUACUGGGAGGCAGAGUGGAGCGGAGAAUUUUCUAUUGGGGUGGCCUACAAGAGCAUCAGUCGCAAGGGGAAGAAUUCACACAGCCUGCUUGGUUACAACGACAAGUCUUGGAGUCUUCUCUGCUCAGACUCAGGUUACUCUGCCUGGCACAACAAAGUAGACAAAGACCUUCCUGAUGCUCCCAGGGCCACACGUAUUGGUGUGUACCUGGAUUACGCAGGCAACACUGUGGCCUUUUACUCAGUAUCAGAGACUAUGGAUGUUAUCCACAGGUUCAAAGCUCAGUUCAGUGAGCCUUUGUAUGCUGGUUUUGGUGUGGGCUCCUCUGUCACCCUCUGCCAACUGAAGCCGAAUUCCAGGCCUUACUAAUAUUUAAAAAACAGGAUAGUUGUGGGAAGGCCUCUGUGAAUAUUGAUUGUACAGUACAGUGUAAAGUUAUUAUCUACAAAAUGAAUUUAAAAUCCCUCGCUCUUGUUGUAAUCACAUUCUGUAUGCUCCUGCAAUAUAUGAUGAUGUCUCACUGAAUGUAAUUUCAGUUACAUAUAUGUGUUUUCAUGUCAUGAAAUUUCCUGUUUGGAGAAAUAAACUAUAUAUUGAUUUAAUAGGGACACUGCAAGUAACAAUACAGUCUUCUAAUGUCAGUAACCUAAGGCCUAAAAUCAUGUGAUGUUCUCUGACCAUUAACAUGAUGUGGUUGAAACAAUCUGUGGAUGGAUGGCAAAAAUGUAAAAAAGUAUAUUUGUGUGCAGAACAUUCGCAAAUAAGGUUGAAGCAAAGACAUAUAUAUGUAUAUAUUAAAUAUGUGCAAUAUGAAAUGCAAGCGAGGUGCAACCAAACCUGUAUGGCAAAGACAAAAAUAUUUACAGAGGCAACUGUAGAAAAACAUGGGUUUUGAGA
This is a messenger RNA of Larimichthys crocea (large yellow croaker), 2379 nucleotides long. RefSeq names its product finTRIM family, member 84 (gene ftr84). The record is from RefSeq and is a predicted model, not a curated record. The transcript has 7 exons. Gene Ontology annotation, molecular function: protein binding; zinc ion binding. Bases 139 to 1851 code for a protein of 570 amino acids. NCBI's taxonomy places the organism in Eukaryota, Metazoa, Chordata, Actinopteri, Sciaenidae.